This is a messenger RNA of Xyrichtys novacula (pearly razorfish), 3551 nucleotides long. Lineage: Eukaryota; Metazoa; Chordata; Actinopteri; Labriformes; Labridae. The record is from the annotation of a GenBank genome assembly.
GUUGUCUUAGUCAAUAAGGAGUUGUGACAUGAGGAACACCACCAUCAGUUUACCUGAGGAGGAACACUAGCAGGAUAUAUUGCUAUGGAAACAUGUGAGAAAUAGCGAGGGAGAAAACACUUCUGAUUUCUGUAUAACUAACGACAGACCAUCCACUCUGUUUUCCUUUGCUGGGUUUCACAUAAUUCUUUCAGGAUCGACAUUUAGCAUCAGUCUUCUUUAAGUAUCCCAGCUCCAGAUUUUGGUACAAAUGCUAUUGCACAGAGCAAAGCAGGGAAAAUCAUUUUCUGAUAUUUGAACUGAAGUGAGAAUAUUCACCAUAGAAAGUGUUAUUAUGGUGUGACCAUUUUUGGAAGUUCCACUGCCCUGGGUAAAGUCUGUAUUUAUUCCUUUACUUUGGCAGCUCUAUACUCAUGUCGUCAUCCCUGCAGUUCUAUAUAAGUUCCCUGGUUGCAGCUGUCUGCUCUAGGUCUCUCUUCUGGAUCAUCAUGAAGGGCUUCUCCACCCUGGUACUGCUGUUCUCAGUGGUGCUGCUUUGCAGCGCUGAUCCAAUUUUGGAGCCAGUAACAUGUGGCGUAGAAAGUAUUGAUGUGGCAGCACGUUUUGCGAUACAUCACAUCAACGAGCAUCAUAACCACGGCUACAAGUUCAAACUCUUUGGGAUCAUCAGCAACAACACAGAAAAGGUAUGAAACAAAGAAUAAGCAGUGACUGCACACAUGUGCUCAGUUGUGUUCUAAUUUGAAGAUUUUGGUGGAAGCAACGGGAUUAUUUCUUUUUCUGUUUUGUCCAACACCUGGCAAGGCACAUUUCUUAUUGAAGGACGCUUCUUAUCAGCUGGACACACUUUAAACAAUUGCUUUGCCAGUAUCAGCUCAGAUACACAGCAGAAUAGACUGUAUCUUAUAAAGAGGUCUCUCUUUUCUUUUAACCUCUUCAAACACUUUUACAUCAUAUGGCUCAUUCACCCACAUCACACUUGUACACUGACAGCUACACUGUGCUCAUCAUCGGCCUAAUUCACACACUGCUUGUAAAGCAUGUAGAGAGAACUUUAAGCAUGUACAAUAACUUAAAAUCAACUGUAUCAAGUACGCAACAUUUGACUCGUGGUCAUAUUUAGGUAACUGUUAUUCAAAGUUUUCAUUUCUGUACUUUCCAGACUGACGAAGGCUGUACAAUACAACUAGAUUUAAAGCUUUCAGAGACAAACUGCCAUGUUGUCAACCCAAAACCCUACGAGGACUGCUCCACCAGAAGAGAUGACGAGGGGGUAAAAACCAAACUAAUACUUGUUUAAGUUAGCUCCUGUACAAGCCAUGCAGCACAUUUAUCUUGUUGUCGGUCAAACUGAUUAUAUAUUUUGUGUCACAGAUAAGUGAUUUUUUUUUCCUGAUUAAAUCCCUUUCUCUGUUUCAACAAAGCCAGUGGAAGCCAACUGCAAUGUGACGAUGUCUAUAAAAGCCAAAGAUGCCAAAAUCGACCGUUAUUCAUGUGACACGCACACAGGUAGGCUUUAGAUUAGGUAAAACUUUAUUGAUCCUUUGGGGAAGGUUUCUUCAGGGAAAUUCAAAAUUAAAACCUCACUGUAUGUAAAUAAAACUUUAUUUUGUCAAACCCUUUUUAUUGUGUUCAAGGUUUUCAACUUCACAGAAAGAUUUAGCCGAGCCCAAGAAGAUGACAAGACCUACUAAAAUCCUAACACAUUGUUUCUCUCAAGGGAAGGGAGGACAGCUUGCAGAGGUCAAACCAGAUCGUGUCUACUUGCACUUAAAAAAAUCAAUGGUAGACUCUUAAGCACUGAAAACUUUGUUUUUCAAAUCUGAAACAGUGAUCUGGAGAACUUUUUUUGUGAUAUGGGCCCACUGAGAAAACUUUGUUGUUGUUUUUUAGGAUCACAAUCAGGUGUUCUGAGUCAGGAGAUAAACUCACACACAUCAAGGUCAGCUGUAACAAUAAAUCUGUGUGUUUGUAGAAUUUGAAGCCAGUGACCUGGUAAGGAGGUGCCCCGACUGUCCUCUACUCAUCUCACUCAAAAGCAAAGAAGGUGUUCAAGCUGCUGAAGCGAUUGUACAACAGUUCAACCAGGACAACCAGAACAACCAGCAGCACUACUUCGUCCUGCAGGAAGUGGGCCGAACACGAGUUGGAGUGAGAGAUCUUUUUAUGUUUAUAUUCUUAUUUUUCAGUGUGGUCAUUUGAAAUGGAUUAACUAAAAGCUUUGGCAGCCAAAAUUAAGUACAAAACUGCAUUACUUGUAUGUUUGUGAGGUUAAAUGACUCAGUAACAUCUCCUCCUUCUCUCAGUAUAUACCAGGAAUGGGGACACAAUACUAUAGCGAGGCCGUCCUCGUGGAGUCCCAUUGCCCAAUGUCAUCUAGGAUAGUUCCUCAGGCGUGUGAGCCCUUGUGCCCUGACAGAGCUGUAAGUAUAAAUAACAAAGACGGUAGCUUUAGAAAAAUAUAAAGCCACACUUUGACAAAGGGACUAUAAAUAAUUGUUUAAUUAACUUUUUAGAUCACUUUCAGUUUGACUUUUUAUUCAAUGCAAUGUUUAGCAGAAGACAGAAUAUAUUAUUCUAUAUUCAUGUUACAAAACAAAUCUCAUUUAAUCUACACAAUUAUAUUCUUUGUCUUUCAAUAUUUUUUUAACUCUUGUCCUGUGCAAGACAAUAACCGUGUGUUCCUUAAUAGACAUAUAUAGUUUGACCCCUAAAACCAUCAGUGAGGACUGUGUUGGAUCUUAUUUUGACAGUAGGCUUAUACACGUGAAUGGGCUCAAUCUAAUGAAUAGUCACAGCUUUAAAAAUCACAACUUUCUUGGUAGUAAUAAUCUUAGUCUUUUACAAGGUUGUUAGUAAGGUUAAAAAUAGCAGCUUUCUCUGUUAGCAAGCAUUUCAUUCGUUGUUAGUCACAGAGAUGGUUUCUUACUCUCGUUCUCUCCCUCCUCUUUUCAAAGCAACAUGCUGUCUGCAAAGCAGCAUACGCCUCAAUGAGCGGAGAAAUCCGUGAUCUUAGGUGUGACUUGUUCCAAGCAUUGGUGAGUUCAAAGUUUAAUCCCAGAAUGUUCAGUAACUUUAGCUCUUGCUCUACCAUACUAGAAAAUUCUGUCCUAAUUCCCCAAGAAUCUGUGUAAAUAUAGACAAUAAACUGACACUACCUUUUGGCUCUGUGCUCAAUAGAACUCUACUGCCCUUGUCCCCGGUGAGCAGGAACCUGAAUGUGCGAUUCAGCUUCCCAUCGACCCCCCUGGUCCUCCUGGCACACAAGGACCUCCAGUACCCCCUCCCCGCCCCUUUCCACACGCUGACCGCUGUCAUAAAGAUUUCUCACUUGAGUUCCACCCAAUUUGCCCCUGGCCUUAGCCUGUCUCCUAACAUCUGUAAUGUAUGCCAUCAAGGUUAAAGUCCUUCAAGAGAACUACACAACACAUCAAAUAAACCAUCAAGAUGUCGAUCAUUUUGCAGGUGUGUCUUCAUUUGGUCUUUUUUUAAUCGGCUCUGGUACUCAUAAAAGGCAGAAUGUUUCAGGUAACAUUUCCCAUGAACCCACC